AUAACCCUCUGCAAGAUGAGGACUGCAGGUCUGCUGUUGGUUGUGGGGUUGUGUGUGUUGAACGUCACAUCUUCCCUGAAAAUCUGCGCGUUCAAUGUUCAGAGCUUCGGUGAAUCAAAGGCAAACAACAAGAAGGUUAUGGGGAUCCUACUAAAGAUUCUCUCUCGGUGUGACUUGUGUCUUGUUCAGGAGGUCCGAGACGCCAAAGGAUCAGCGAUACAAGCUUUGGUUAAGGAUCUUAACAGAUUUGACAAAUCCAACUCAUACUCCUAUGUGGAAAGUGAAAGGCUGGGGAGGAAGACCUACAAGGAGCAGUAUGUCUACAUUUACAGGAACAAUGUGCUGACGGUCAAAGAGCAUUAUCAGUAUCCUAAACUAGAAGGAGAUGGGACCAACGAGACAGAAGUUUUCUCCAGAGAGCCUUUCAUCGUUCGCUUUCACUCCCCAACGACAUUGGUGAAGGAUUUUGUCCUGAUUGGGCAGCACACCUGUCCCAGAAAGGCCAUGAAGGAGAUUAAUGAACUGUACACUGUCUUCAAAGGAAUUUCCAAGAAGUGGAAGACUGAGAAUGUGAUGAUCUUAGGGGACCUCAACGCCGCCUGCAGCUACGUCACCAUCAAGGGCUGGAGAGCUGUGCGCUUGAGGAUUGACCCCAAAUUUCGCUGGCUAAUCGGAGAUGAGCAAGACACUACUGUCCGUGAGAAGACACACUGUGCCUACGACAGGAUCAUUGUCCAUGGACGUGAGAUUAUUUCCGGUAUAGUGCCAGAUUCAGCUCAGCCGUUCAACUUUAAAGAGACUUUCCACCUCACAGAGGAGGAGGCUCUUGAGGUGAGUGAUCAUUUUCCUGUAGAAGUUGACCUGAAGCCCAACCACCGCUACCUCCUCCGCAAUGAGCUGUAGGACAACCUUCAACAAACCCGGAC
This is a messenger RNA of Cottoperca gobio, 926 nucleotides long. RefSeq names its product deoxyribonuclease I-like 1-like (gene dnase1l1l). The transcript is spliced from 8 exons. NCBI's taxonomy places the organism in Eukaryota, Metazoa, Chordata, Actinopteri, Perciformes, Bovichtidae. Gene Ontology annotation, biological process: DNA catabolic process. Bases 16 to 903 code for a protein of 295 amino acids. The record is from RefSeq and is a predicted model, not a curated record. Gene Ontology annotation, cellular component: nucleus. Gene Ontology annotation, molecular function: deoxyribonuclease I activity; DNA binding.